GUAUAUUUUGAGUCCAGAUUGGCGCCCGAGCUAACAUAAGAACAACCUAAUCUGUAGUUGUAUUGCCAACGAUUUAACGACUUCAUACCUACUCUUUCCCCCCAGCACCAACAAACGACUCGAGCUAUAUUUAUGAUAAUGUGCAAUGAUAUACGAGCUUAAAAGAGAAUAGCACUUACCUGAGGGAAGCAAACAUUUGUUUUCUGCUAGCAAGAUAGACUUUGCUAUGAGUGGAGAUCAACCGACUCCAAGGCAAGACACUUCCACUACUUCCAAUAUCCCUUCCCUAAGUGUCUCGGUGCUGAUACCAGUUUGCAGCUUUGGCGAUCCAAACGCUCAGCCUCCCACUCCAAAACAGACCCCAACGUCUGCUGCCUUCCCAAAUUCUGUCUUCGAAACCCCCAAGAACAACCGAGCCUCCUUCGACGAGUCAUCUGGCUGGACUCCUCAGUUUGCCGAAGAAUAUUCCGUCUUCAACUCUACUCCCGGCAACUUGAAGGGCUCCUCGCACCCUCACUUUGCCGACUUUUCUAUCUCUACGCCCUUUCAGCCUUCAAAUCAUAAGAGGCCCCUGUCUACCGAUAGUAUCGCUGCCGAAAUUGCAACUCAUGUUACCCACUUCUCGCCGAACCCAAACCUUUUACCGCCCGUUGAUCCGUCUAGGCGGGUGCCUUCUUCUCCCAACCCCUUAGUGACCGGCCAAAGUCCGACCGAAGCGGGUUUCCGGAAUAGUUCGCAACAGCUGUCUAAGAAGCUUUGCAGAGACACGGCGCAAGAGGUUAAGGUCCAGACGGCCACACCGCCUCCGUCUGCUCACAAGGGACAGCGCCGACUUGCACCAAAGCUGCAGGCGGACACCAUGCAAAAUGAUGGAUUCGAACAGGAGUUCGUAGCUGGCACACCGCAGCAGCAACAUAUGUCAAGCUUCAUGUCAACCACCCCUAUCGACAUGUUCGGAUACCCAAUGUCAGCUCCAGCUGCGGCCUCGAGCUUUGGAGACUCGCGCAUGUUUUGGGACACUGAUAUGAGUGGAAUGGACCUUGACUUCUCGACUACCGGCGCAAAUGUGUUCCAGACUUCUGGCCACCGACCCAUGAGCUCUCAGGACUGGGGCAAGUCCAACGAGAUAUUUCAAGAGACCGGCGCAAUCCCCCCACAAAGUCAGGAGAAUAACCAACCGGCGAAGAAGGAACGGGCGCUUGCGCCAAAGCCCCCGGCUCCAAGCUUAGACACAAGCGUUGCAGAUUCAUCAAUGUUUAGCUCAUCGUUCCCUGCUUCUGCCGACGACUCUUUUGCUAUGAUGAAUCAUGGUGGUGUGGAUCCCGGUCUUCUUUUCACCAGACCGCCGUCCUCGAACAUGGAGCCUGCUCCUUUCAAUCCCAUGUCCCAGCCUCCCUUGAUGCAGUCCUUUUCACAACCCGAGCCCGAGCCUGUCACGUUAGUCGCAAAACCGCCAAAGCGUGGGCCGGGUCGUCGCACAGCUAGCACCAAAGAGCUCAAAACCGGUAAGAAGGCAACUCGAGUGUCCGCUAGCUCGCCUAUCAAACCGUCCGACCGCCCUGGUCUGUCGCGUAGUUUUAGUGAGAAGAUAACUCGGAAACCCGUCAGCGAGACAGCCAGCUUGCCUAGUCUCGCGCCAGCUGCGCGACCUGUGCCACAGAACACCGGGAGGUCAGCGUCGCAAGGAUCAGGGCCGAACGGGAGGGUAUCGCCGCUGAAAAAUCAACCCCACCGACUGCCCAGUCUUUCUUCUAUUCCCGAAACACCGGCUCCACGAACUCAGACGUCAGUCAAGUUCACAAUAGACUCUAGGGGUCGAGCUCGGGCAGAGACAACGACAAUCGUUCUAGACGACGAUGAUAAUACGCCCACAGUAGUACGCCGCCGGAAAGAACAGCGAGGCAAAGGGAAAAGUUGGGCAUCUUCUGAAGAUGAAGAGUCGUCUACGGACGAUGAGCCUAUCAUAAUUCCCAGCCGGAAUCCGUCCUUCUCGUUACCACAACCACGGAGACCAUCGACACACUCUUUCCAUUCUUCCCAGCGGAGCCUUAGCGACCAGAGCACUAGUAGCCUCGGAAUUUACUAUAAUGAACCCAACCCUAUCGAUCAUGGUGGUGAAAGCGAAGCUGAGACGGUAAUGAAUAUGGCAAGCGGCGACAAUCUCGGUGACGCAGCAAGCGAGCUGCGCAAGGUCAUGGAGAGCCGGCAGAAGCGGCCGUCCAACCUGAAUAACAGCUUUACAUCACGGGCGGCGUAUAGCUCAUCAGCAACGCCCGCCUCCACAAAGACUAACGAUCGCCGUACCCCUUCUGCUGACCGUGGCCGCCGGAUCCGAUGCGUUUGCAAUGCGAAUAGUAGCCACUCCAUCGGAAACAGUUAUAUGGUUCAAUGGUAGCCUCUUCCUCUCCUUUCACCUCUUGUGUAGUCAAGGUAUACGAUAGCGUCAAAAACCGUAACUAAUCCCAUUUUAGUGGAUCGUGUGAUUUGUGGCUUCAUGGCAAAUGCAUCAACAUCACUCGACAAAGCCAGCCUAGUGUUUAUAUCUGCGCGUUCUGC
Annulohypoxylon truncatum is the source of this 2556-nucleotide messenger RNA. RefSeq lists its product as uncharacterized. The transcript has a single exon. The record is from RefSeq and is a predicted model, not a curated record. The coding region runs from base 227 to 2395 and encodes 722 amino acids. Lineage: Eukaryota; Fungi; Ascomycota; Sordariomycetes; Xylariales; Hypoxylaceae.